Molecule: messenger RNA, 912 nt
Organism: Diversispora eburnea
Lineage: Eukaryota; Fungi; Glomeromycota; Glomeromycetes; Diversisporales; Diversisporaceae
Source: the annotation of a GenBank genome assembly
AUGGACUUGGAAGUGUAUAAUAAUCUCAUUAAUUAUUUAUUAUUUCAUAAAUAUCCAAAAAAUUUUAUAACAAGUGACAAACAAAGAUUAGCAAGGCAAGAAACACAAUAUUUGGUAGAACAAGGACAAUUAUUAAAGAAAAACAAAAACAAUUUUAAUAAACCGUUACGAUUUAAUGAUAAGGAAAAUCAUUCUGUUUUAAUUUAUGAGGAGGCUUUGGAACGAAUGAUCAGUUCUUUAAUAGGAACCUUCAUUAAUGCACUUAUAAUCUCCUUAAGAAAUGUAACAAGUACACAAGAGUUACAAAAGAAAAGACAAAAACAUUUGGCUAAAGCCCAUGAGUAUCAUGAAAAUGAUAUUGUAUUAUUAUAUGAUUCUGCUAAAAGACAAGUACAUGGACAAAAGUUUAAUCCUAAAUGGACAGGACCAUUUUGGAUAGAAAAGAAGUUAGGUAAUAAGGUUUACCUGAUAAGAGAUAAAAUUGAUAAUACAUUAUCUAAUCCUGUUUAUGCAGAAAGAUUAAAACAUUAUAAACAAAGGAAUCUUGUAGAACCUUAUUACACUUCUGUUAAUAUACAAAUGAUCUCUACACGAAUUAUUAUACAAAGUAAUUCUCAACAAACCUCUCUAACAAUUCCUACUCACUAUCGACAAACACAAUCUCAAAAUUUUAAUAUAUAUAUUUAUGAUGCAUGUAAUGCUGAAGUCAACCUUGAUCUCGAAUUAUAUAAUAAAGAAAAUAUUUUAUCUCUUGUAAAUGUUGCCAUUGAUAUUGCAAAAACAAAUAGACAACGACUCUUUGUAUACUCGAAAUCCUGGUCAUUAUUAUCAAAAGAUCUUAUUGAGCGACAAUUAAUUAUGAAACAACUGAGACAAAAAGUUCAACAAAUAACCAGUCAAAAUAGUGCUUGA